Messenger RNA from Aspergillus caelatus, 1047 nucleotides. Its product is annotated as zinc-binding alcohol dehydrogenase family protein. The transcript has a single exon. Gene Ontology annotation, molecular function: oxidoreductase activity, acting on NAD(P)H. NCBI's taxonomy places the organism in Eukaryota, Fungi, Ascomycota, Eurotiomycetes, Eurotiales, Aspergillaceae. Bases 1 to 1047 code for a protein of 348 amino acids. The record is from RefSeq and is a predicted model, not a curated record.
AUGACUACCCAGAAAGCAAUUGUCGUUACCUCCCCAAAGCAGGAGAGUCUGGUAACUGAUCGACCCAUUCCCGCUCUUCGCGAUGAUUACAUCCUAGUCAAGACGGUCGCCGUCGCCUUAAACCCCACCGACUGGAAGCAUAUUGCUUACAUUUCCCCACCCGGCGUGCUAGUCGGAUGUGACUACGCCGGUAUUGUCGAAGAGGUUGGGAAAGCUGUCAAAAGACCCUUCAAGAAGGGUGAUCGCGUAUGCGGUUUCGCGCACGGAGGAAACGCCGUGCAGCAUGAAGACGGUGCCUUUGCCGAGUACAUCGUCGCCAAGGGAGACAUUCAGAUCCGCAUCCCCGAUAACCUCAGCUUCCAGGAAGCGGCCACGCUGGGCGUGGGUAUCUCGACCGUGGGGCAGGGUCUGUACCAGAGUUUGAAGCUUGCACUCCCGACUGAGCCGAUCAAGGAGCCCGUUCCAAUCCUGAUCUACGGUGGCUCGACAGCGACGGGUACGCUGGCGAUUCAGUUUGCCAAGCUGUCCGGCUAUACCGUUUUGACUACGUGUUCGCCGCAUAACUUCGAUCUGGUGAAACGUCUCGGUGCGGAUGCGGUCUUUGAUUAUAAAGAUCCCAACUCGGCGGCUGAGAUUCGCAAGUACACCAAUAACAAACUGAAGCUGGUUUUUGAUACGAUCUCGCUGAAGGCUAGUGCCGAAUACUGCGAGCAAGCUAUUUCCACUGAUGGUGGUAAUUACGGUGUUCUCCUCCCGAUGGCUAUCGAGCGUGAGAAUAUCACUACUCGUCACACGCUCGCUUACACUAUUAUCGGCGAGGAGUUUACCUUUGGUGACAAGGUCUUCCCUGCCCGGAAAGAGGACAAGGAAUAUGCUGAAGAAUUCUGGACUCUCGCGGAGAAGCUGUUGGCUGAUGGCAAGAUCAAGGUCCACCAGCCGAAGGUGAACCCCGGUGGUUUGCAGGGUGUCUUGGAGGGAUUGAAGCUCUUGAAGGAGGACAAGGUUAGCGGGGAGAAAUUGGUGUACAAUGUGGCUGAAACGCCUUAA